Molecule: messenger RNA, 600 nt
Organism: Blumeria graminis f. sp. triticale
Lineage: Eukaryota; Fungi; Ascomycota; Leotiomycetes; Helotiales; Erysiphaceae
Source: the annotation of a GenBank genome assembly
AUGGCCAGUCCAGGUACACAAUCACUCAAGUGCGUGGUCACUGGUGAUGGAGCUGUAGGAAAGACAUGUCUCCUCAUCUCUUAUACUACCAAUGCCUUUCCUGGAGAAUACAUACCCACCGUAUUUGAUAAUUAUUCAGCUAGUGUAAUGGUGGACGGUAAACCAAUUAGCUUGGGUCUUUGGGAUACGGCAGGCCAGGAAGAUUACGACCGACUACGGCCACUUUCUUAUCCUCAGACUGACGUCUUUCUCAUCUGCUUUUCCAUCGUUUCACCUCCUUCAUUUGACAACGUUCGCGCCAAGUGGUUCCCUGAGAUUGAUCAUCAUGCGCCAUCCGUACCCAUAAUUCUGGUCGGUACCAAGCUUGAUUUAAGGGAGGAUCAAGCUACAUUGGAUAGCUUGAAACAGAAGCGUAUGGAUCCCGUCACUUACGACCAGGCCUUGAUAGUAGCCAAAGAGAUACGUGCGCACAAGUAUCUGGAGUGUUCUGCUCUAACACAAAGAAAUUUGAAGAGUGUCUUUGAUGAGGCCAUUAGAGCUGUUCUUUCCCCGAAGCCUCAAAUCAUGAAGAAAAAGCCUAGCAAAUGUACUAUCCUGUAA